UUUGCAUUGAUAUCCCGAUAUCUUGGGCAGUAUGAUGGACACUAAUGCGCAAACUCGGGAUCCAAAUAUCAAAUCGAUAUUCAUCCGUAUCGUGCCUAAAUUAGUCGAUAAAGUAUCGUUUUGCUUAGUAUUUCAAAAUGGCGUUCAUUGCACGUGGAGAAGAAAAGGUAAUAAAAGUUCGUGAUGGACAUUCCGUGGUAUUUUGUGGACAAUUUGAUGAUGCAGAAGAAGAUAAUACAGAAACACCUCAAAGUGUARAACUUCUUGACCUAAAUGUCCCGAAAGAAAGCGCAGAGAGCGAGAAAAAAGCGAUCGAAUCGUCAUCAUCUGAUGAGGGCGAAGAAACACUAGAGGACAGUGAUGAAGACCAUUGGGAUUGGGAGGAUGAAACUGGAGAUUUUACCAAAAGAUACAAUGCAAGCCGUUCACAUAUUAUGCCAUCAAACUCCUCAGCCACUAGGAAGUCUUUACUCCAACCUCAUGAGAAGUCUUUACAGAAAUUCGGUAAUCGAAUUUCCGUAGAAAAAUACGAAGGGCCCAGAAACCUUUCUAAUGCUGCAGUUAAUGUUUUGAAAGAAUCUUCAAGGAAAAACCAGAAUGUGAAGAUAAGAUCCAAAGAUAAGGCUGAUAGGGCUACUGUAGAGCAAGUGCUAGACCCAAGGACGAGAAUGAUUAUUUUCAAGCUUUUGAACAGGGGAUUUAUUUCCGAGAUAAAUGGAUGCAUUAGCACUGGAAAAGAAGCUAAUGUCUACCAUGCUACCACCAACAUUGAGCACGAAGACCGAGCUGUCAAGGUGUACAAGACGUCUAUCUUGAUCUUUAAGGAUAGGGACAAGUAUGUAACAGGAGAGUUUCGUUUCAGACACGGCUACUGUAAGCACAAUCCCAGAAAGAUGGUCAGAACAUGGGCUGAGAAGGAAAUGAGAAACUUGAUCCGACUUCAUCAAGCUGGCAUACCUUGUCCAGAACCUAUCAUUCUAAGAAGUCAUGUGCUGGUCAUGGAGUUCAUCGGUACAGGAGGGUGGCCUGCACCCCUGCUGAAAGACGUAGAACUGUCUGAAUCCAAGGCAAGAGAGUUGUACUUACAGUGUGUACAAAUAGUGAGAAACAUAUAUCAGAAGAGUCUUCUUGUGCAUGCAGAUUUGAGUGAGUUCAAUAUUCUUUAUCACAAGGGUGGGAUCUAUGUGAUUGACGUAUCCCAGGCAGUUGAACAUGAUCAUCCACAUGCUUUGGAAUUCUUGAGAAAAGACUGUAGUAAUGUUACGGAAUUCUUCAAGAAAAAAGGUGUUUGUGUGAUGACUGUUCGUGAGCUGUUUGAUUUUGUUACUGAUCCAAGUAUAACGGAUGAGAAUGUGAAUAAAUAUCUUGAUAAAGCACAAGAAAUUGCAGCAAAUCGUGUUGACGAUGCUUCUGAUCAAUUAGAAGAAGAAGUCUUUAAGCAUGCCUAUAUACCCAGAACACUGAACGAAGUUGUAGAUUUUGAGGAAGAUAUGAAAAAAGCAAAGGAGGGGAAAACAGAGGAAUUAAUGUACCAGAAGGUUAUUGGUAUGAAGUCUGAUCUUACUGGUGCCCUACUGAUACCACAGCUACUCCAAAAUGGCUUAGAAUCAGAUAUGAAAAAUAAUCUAUCAAUUGAUGACAAAGCAGAGAAGGAAAUUAUUGAUGAAAACCAUGGUUAUUCAGCAAGUGACAGUGAUGAUGAUAGUGAGAAGAGCAGUGAAAGUAAACAAGAAGAAAAAGUAGAACUAAGCAAGAAAGAGCAUAAGAAAAUGGUCAAAGAAGCUAACCGUGAAAAAAGAAUGAAUAAAACUCCAAAACAUGUAAAAAAGAGAAAAGAGAGGCUAGCUAAAAUGAAGAAAGGAAAGAAAUAAGAUAAUCAAUUUAAUAAUGAGUGUCUCCUAAAAAGUCCUCAAGUUAUCUAUGAGUCAUCGUAUGUGUAGUGUAUUUUCACAUACUUAUACUAUACUAUAAUCCCAUGCAUAAUAUUA
Molecule: messenger RNA, 1988 nt
Organism: Actinia tenebrosa (Australian red waratah sea anemone)
Lineage: Eukaryota; Metazoa; Cnidaria; Anthozoa; Actiniaria; Actiniidae
Product: serine/threonine-protein kinase RIO1
Molecular function (GO): ATP binding; protein serine/threonine kinase activity
Source: RefSeq, a predicted model, not a curated record